AUGGCAGGCGUCCGCAUCUACCGACGCCGGCGCUACCACUGGCCCGAACUCCAGCUCAACAUCUGGUUAAUCAUCGUCUUAUCCGCCAACGCCAUCUGUCUAGGGAUCUUCGCCUGGUUCAUGUCCGUCCAGAACGAGCUCCAUCUGAAUAUCCCAUGGCUCUUCCCCUACAUGACCGUCACCGCCGCCCUCGGCCUCUUCUUCAUCAUCCUAAUCUACGUCCUCACGGCCCAACGCUUCCUCCUCCCGGGCAUCAUCCUCGUGGGCAGCUUCAUCCUCUUCGCCCUGUGGCUGACCGGCUUGAUCGAGACGAGCCUGCAGAUGUACGGCGUCGUCGCCAACGUCGACAGCAACUGCCGGAAUUUCAUCCUGGUGAAAAACCACCCCACCGGCGAUAAUCUCCAGACCUUGGCGUGGUUGACUGAGAGUACGAUCUGUAAUUGCUGGAGAACGGCGUUUGCGUUCGAAUUGAUUAAUACCAUCUUCUAUGCGUGGAUGAUGAUCAUGUCGUGGCAGGUGCAUCGGGAUAUUUAUCGAUGA
Aspergillus aculeatinus CBS 121060 is the source of this 540-nucleotide messenger RNA. RefSeq lists its product as uncharacterized. The record is from RefSeq and is a predicted model, not a curated record. The transcript has 3 exons. Lineage: Eukaryota; Fungi; Ascomycota; Eurotiomycetes; Eurotiales; Aspergillaceae. Bases 1 to 540 code for a protein of 179 amino acids.